CUUAAGGCAAAGAAGUUGUCAAGCAUUUGCUCUGCACAGUAGGAGAAACACUUCCAGACCUGAUACUGGCACUCACAAAACAGGGCAGACAGGCCUGAAAGACUUUGAAAACCAGAAGCCCACACGAGGACUGAAAGAAGGAUCUAAAACCUCAAAGAGGAUUAAAAGACGAUGGCAAACAACACUGGUUACCAAGAUAUCGAGGACUGCGAAGCCACGAACAAGGCACUGUACAAGUUCUACGCAGCCGUCAUGAUUGUGAUCUUCAUCCUGGCGCUGCCUCUGAACGCAUCUGUCCUCCACCUCUUCAUAUUCAAGCUGAAGUUCUGGAAAUCCAACACCAACAACAUCUUCCUGUUCAACCUGGUGCUGGCCGACAUUCUCCUGAUCUUCUGUUUGCCCAUAAAGGCAUACAACUACAUAGAUGGAGAGAGGCGAAGCGACAAAGACGCGAUUUGCAAAGCUAUGCUCUUCAUGUUGUUUUUGAACCGCGGCGCCAGCAUCGCCUUCCUGACGGUGACCUCCAUCGACCGGUAUUUCAACGUGGUGCACCCCGGUCGCAAGAAUCUCCUGAGAGCUCUCAAGAAGUCUCCGCAUAUCUCGAUCCUCAUCUGGCUGCUCCUGCUGCCUCUCACCAUCCCCACCAUGCUCAAGACCUUUGAAUGCUGCAACAGCCACAGCCAACUGCCCAAUGGCACUAAAGAAGACACUCUGGUUAAGGACGUGGUGGACAGUAUGCGGGAAGUGGUCUUCUUUUCCCAGAUCAUCAUCCCCUUCGUCAUCCUGGUCUACUGCACGGUGCACAUCGUCAACCGGCUCAGGAAAAAGACUGUCGGGGACACGACCAAGCUGAGGAGGGCGGUUUUCCUGGUGACCUCCGUCAUGGUGGUCUUCUCCUUCUGCUUCCUCCCCUGCACCGUGGCCAGAAUGGUUCUGCUGAUCGCCCGGGUCAAACCGUGGCCCGAAGACUGGCAGGAUAAAGCUGCCGUGGCCUUCGAUGGCCUCAUGGUCCUCUCCUACGUGGACUGUCUGCUGGACCCGCUGAUCUACUGCUUCUGCAGCACCAAGUUUAAAAGUAUUUACCUCUCCAGUUAUUUCCCGUUCUUAGUGAAAGGCAACGGAGUGCCGUUGGACAGCUCAACGGGAAACACAACGCAACCUUCGCGUAAUAACGUCAUUUGAAAUGGGAAACCGGAGGCUGUUGCCCUGUGGGGACACCUGUGUGAUCCAAAAACAUACUACCUGAGACUGACAGUGCACCCCAAACACGUUUCUAUUUUAUGAAAGGGGACUCGCAAUGAAGGCGUGCAGUUGUUUUUUAGGUUCCUUAAAGUAAUAAUCUCGAUGAUUGUCAUUUAAAUAAAUGUCUGUUAAGUCACCAUCAAUGGCCAAAUGAUGUAAAACAAAGUAACUGAGCCUAUGGCCCACUGACAAAAAAGAAAAGAGGUUGAAUGUGCAGGAUAUCAAACUGACAUUCCUCUGGAAUUGCAGACACUGUUUGGAUGUCUGGGAAGUGAGAUCCAAAAGAACACCUACAACUACCGCUUACCCCCAGAGGUGCACUAAAGAUAACAAAUCAGAGAGCUUUGAGAUUGUACAUUUUAGUUGUAUAUAUAGGUACAUAUGUAAAUAGGAAGAUCUGGUUCUUUGACAAUGUGUAGUAGUGAGUCAACAGGUCAAGUCGUCUCCUGAUUGUGUAGAAUGUCUUCAUGAUGGUGGAUUUUAUUUUGUGAUUUUUUUAAAUAUAUAUUUGUUUUAAUGGUGCUGCAGAGGGCAACACAUAUUCGGCCCAAGAAGCUGAUGCAUAUGUUGCAUUUUCAGGUAGUGUGGCCGAGUGGUCAACGGCGCUGGAUUAAGGCUCCAGUCUCUCGGGAGGUGUGGGUUCAAAUCCCACCACUGCCAUUUCUAAAACUAAGCUCUCUGGUAAAGUCUCAGAGUUGCCUGCGCUCCCAAAAAAGUGUCAGGCUUUGUAAACUUACGUGCCAAAAUACACACAUCUGUUUUUUCUUUUUGUCUUGGACAGCUAGUAGUUAUGACCAUGAAAAAUUCCUUUCAACUGCCCCUGAGGCGGGGAAAAAAAGAACAGGAAUCAAAUCCAUUUUACGCAAUCUUUAUCUAAGCUUCUACAUUAAUCCAGUAUUUGUGUUUAAUCGGAUUUCCAAACUAAGGGAACUAAAGAGGGGAAGGGUAUCAAAUGUAUACAUUAAACUGACUCCAAAAUAGACACAUAUUGAGUCCCCCAAUACGUAAGACUUAACCCUGAAGGCCCAUACAGGAAGUUGAUUGUUAAUGUUGGGUUAUUAUGGAUUUGUAUAACUGUUGCUAAACAUAUUUUAAACAUUCUCUUGUCAUCAAAAGACUGCAAAAGAGACGCCUCAAAAAUGGAAAUUUCCCCCACAAUAUAAAUCCUGAAUCAUGCGUUGAACCAGACUAAAAAACACUUUACUCAGACUUAUUCACAUCAAUUAUAUUGCGCACGUACAAGUCAUCUGAAUGGACUAACUCACCCUGAUGAUCUCAUCAAUAGUGAGGCGAUGUCUGUUGGUAACUAUCUUGGCUAUAAAUAGACUCAUGCAAGACUCCUCUGUGUGCUGAAGAUGCAUCACUGCGUAUCAUAAAAGUCGUUGUUUUCCAUUUGUCACAGCGUUGUUUGAAAUGGUGUGAGAACCUGUGUGCAGUGGAACGUUAAGCAAUGUCCUUGUAAACUUGAAUUUAUCACAAAAUCUGAUUAAUGUUCAACAAGUUGGAACACGACUGGGGAAAACCCCCAUUUGGUUUCGGGGAAAAAAGAGGCGGCUAGUCCUAGGAAGAUCCUCAGCUCUACAACUUUAAAGUAGAUUAAAAUGCCUUUAUGAAUGUGGUCACCUGAUUAAAAACUAGAGGGGCACUCAGGUAAUGGGUUCUUCCUUGGCCCAAGGUAACAAGACCGAUGCGUACUGAGCUGAGGGUCACAAACAAGCGAAGAAUUGCCUACACACACAAUCCAUCCCUCCCUGGAAAAUGUCACAUCUGUGUGUCUAAAUGGACGAAAACCCGACAAAUGUUGACAGAGCAAAGAGAGGAGCACACGGUUUAAAGUUUUUACUUUGUCAUUCAGUUGUGUAGUUUUGACCUGAGCGGAGCUGUACGCUCAAAGUAAGCAUCGCUUGUUCGUCUGCGACUCAGUUGUUCCUUCCUUUAUUCGUGGGCUCCAAUGUCUCUCAUCUACUGUCACUCAUUGCAAAACUGAAGCAUUUUAUUCACAAGUGAGAAAUGCAUGCUGGAGUUCAUUUAAAGCAUCCAUGUUCAUUCAGUCCAAUUGAGAUUACGGUUUUGAUGGGUCAAACACUAAUCACAGAAAAAUCAUGCGAGUAAUCGAUUCAUUUAGUUCAUCUUUGCCCCGCACUGAUUCUAAGUAAUUCUUUAUUCUACUAAUAUAAAUAGCAUAACCCUAACCAUCAGUCAUUAAAGUGACGUCAGAAGGAUUGUUUGUCCUUUUGGUAACAGAGCAGGGAUCACAUUCUCAGACUCAUUUUAUAGGUGGUAUUGUGUAAAUACUUGACUUGUCUUUUAUGUGUUUUAUACUACUCCUGUAAUAUGUGAAUGUAUAAAUAUUUUUUUUUAGAACA
Molecule: messenger RNA, 3608 nt
Organism: Cyclopterus lumpus (lumpfish)
Lineage: Eukaryota; Metazoa; Chordata; Actinopteri; Perciformes; Cyclopteridae
Gene: gpr31
Product: G protein-coupled receptor 31
Exons: 3
Coding region: 172-1182 (336 amino acids)
Biological process (GO): G protein-coupled receptor signaling pathway
Cellular component (GO): membrane
Molecular function (GO): G protein-coupled receptor activity
Source: RefSeq, a predicted model, not a curated record